Molecule: messenger RNA, 1294 nt
Organism: Nezara viridula (southern green stink bug)
Lineage: Eukaryota; Metazoa; Arthropoda; Insecta; Hemiptera; Pentatomidae
Source: the annotation of a GenBank genome assembly
AAUAAUUGUGAUCAAUAAACAGUUUACUUGAUGGAACACGUGCUUGUCGUAUAGGUUAAGAUAAAUUAUUACUGUAAAUACGGAUUAUAUAUCUUCUUGUCUGUGAUAAUAAAUUAUAUUACUACCAUGAAAUUACUAACUCACAAUAUGCUUUCGUCGAAAUGUAUAAAGGGUGUAAAUUUAGGGUAUCCUUUAGGAAUUGAGGCUAGAGAUAUUAAAGUAUCAAAAGUAGAUUUUAAUUCGGAAUUCGUCACUAGGAUAAUCCCAAAACUAGACUAUAAAACUUUAUAUGGUGCUGCUGAAAAACUGGGGCAUGCCACUGAUUUACCCCAAACGGUUGUGGAAAAUUUUGAGAGUAAUGAAGACUUUUUGCAGAAAGUUCAUCAUGUUUUGUUGGAGGUUGAAGUGAUAGAUGGUGACCUUAUUUGUCCCGAAACUGGACGAAAAUUUCCUAUAAAUGCAGGGAUUCCAAAUAUGCUUAUAAAUGAAGAUGAAGUUUAGUUGAAGUAUUGUAUGUUAAAAAAUAAAUAAAUUGUAAAUAUGAUUUUUCUAAAUAUCUUAUCAUUUGUAGUAGAUAUAAUAUUUUCUUAAACCAAGAUAUGUAAGUUCUUUAAGUUGGGUUUUCUUUACUUUUGUAUCUUGUUUAUUAGUCAUUAGUUUAGGAUAUAUUACAAAGCAAUAUGCUUCUGUCAGUUAUUGUAAAUAAAAAUAUUUAUAUAAUAAGUUCUUUUAUUGUAUUAUAAGAUAAAAUUAUGGCUGUUAUUUAAUGUGAAUUUUUACUAAUGCUUUAAUGUAACUUUUUUUUACAAAGAUAUAACCUUUAUAAAAGGAAGCCAAAAUUAUAGUAACUAAUGGAACACUAAUGACAUAUUAAAGUGCACUUUCUUUUUUAUAUAUUUCGAAAAUCGUCUUUGUAACACAUUAGAAUAUAGUCAUUUUAGAGCUAACCUUUCUUAAGGGUCUAGAAAAAGUCUUCCCAACAGAAAUGCAUGCAUAUUCUAUGUUGAAUAUUGUUCAGUGUUUCUGUCUUUUAGAGAGUAUUAUGAAGAGGUCGUACUUGAGAUGAGCCAGGAGGAUGUAUCUCUGCUUUCAACUAGUGUUAAAUACAACAAAACAAACUAUUAAUUCUAAGUGUUAAUAGAAUUUUAUAUAAUCAUAUGUUUUCACAAUUAAAUUUUGGAUUAUUGUAAUGAAUAUGUUAUAAAAUCAAUGAGAGCAUAAUCUGUUAAGAAUAUUUAAAAAAAUAGAGUUUCAAGAAACAUUUUUUAUAAAUAUUUAAUAUAAAAUAAAGUAA